Coregonus clupeaformis (lake whitefish) is the source of this 1813-nucleotide messenger RNA. Its product is annotated as ras-related protein Rab-11B. The transcript is spliced from 5 exons. The record is from RefSeq and is a predicted model, not a curated record. Gene Ontology annotation, biological process: constitutive secretory pathway; regulated exocytosis. Bases 97 to 750 code for a protein of 217 amino acids. Gene Ontology annotation, molecular function: GTPase activity; GTP binding. NCBI's taxonomy places the organism in Eukaryota, Metazoa, Chordata, Actinopteri, Salmoniformes, Salmonidae. Gene Ontology annotation, cellular component: recycling endosome.
CGUUCGCAUUCCCUUCGGAUAAUUUUUUUCUGCGGGUAGGAGUCCGGAGGCGCUCUUUGCCAGUCUUAAUAUUUUCAUAAAUUGGGAAUCAUCAAAAUGGGAACCCGAGACGACGAAUAUGACUAUCUAUUCAAAGUGGUGCUGAUCGGAGACUCUGGUGUAGGGAAGAGUAACCUGCUGUCCCGUUUCACACGGAAUGAGUUCAACCUGGAGAGCAAAAGCACCAUCGGUGUGGAAUUCGCCACCCGCAGCAUCCAGGUGGACGGCAAGACGAUAAAGGCCCAGAUCUGGGAUACAGCUGGACAGGAGCGCUACAGAGCCAUCACUUCAGCGUACUACCGGGGGGCGGUGGGGGCUCUCCUAGUGUACGACAUUGCCAAGCAUCUGACCUAUGAAAACGUGGAGCGCUGGCUGAAGGAGCUGAGGGAUCAUGCUGAUAACAACAUCGUCAUCAUGCUGGUGGGCAACAAGAGUGACCUGCGCCACCUCAGGGCAGUGCCCACAGACGAGGCUCGCGCCUUCGCAGAAAAGAAUACGCUAUCAUUUAUUGAGACAUCGGCUUUGGACUCCACUAAUGUAGAAGAGGCGUUCAAGAACAUCCUCACAGAAAUCCACCGAAUUGUAUCACAGAAGCAGAUAGCUGACAGAUCAGCACAUGACGAGUCUCCAGGCAACAAUGUAGUAGACAUCAGUGUCCCCCCCACCACCGAUGGGCAGAAAAACAAACUGCAGUGCUGCCAAAGCCUGUGACCCACAAUACCACCUUCCUACCCCCACCCCUUACUCCUCUCUCUUUUCUCCUGUGUGUUGUACUUCUGCUGUCUCUAUUCCUCCAUGUGUUUUAGAAGUCUCCUAGAAAAUCUGACUUUCUAGAUAACAUUCCUUUCUCCCUUUUUUUUCCUCAUGUUCUUUGUUCGUCUGUACGCUAUCCUCUUCUAACCUCAAAGCUCAUGUCUUUUAACAAGUGAUAGGAUUUUUGUCUAUUUUGUGUUCAGGCUCUGAUUGUGUGAUCCAAUCCUGUAGAAGGAAUGGUGAGAGAUCAGUUUGUCCUGUGCUUCCGGUUGCCUUGCUGCUGUCCUCAAGGUCCCUGUCCUGAGUGUGGCAUGAAAGAAAAGAACAGAGACCUGGGUAGUGACUGACUUAGGCUGAUAUGAAGUGUUUCUGAAAAUGUAGUUUUUUGUUAAGCCUGUGGCUCACAGAGAUGCCAAAGUGUGGCUGUGAUCAUUUUCAAUCUAAAACCUCAUCUAAACAGUAAAUUUGCAGAGGCACAUUUGUCAAGAUUGGACUUUUCCCAAUUUUAUCAUGCGCUUUGUUUCACUAUUGUUAGCUGCAGCCACUGUGUUCUCUAUGUAAUUAGUUUAUACUAUGAACUAAUCCAGUAGUCCGACUACAAUUGAAAGCAAAUGUGAAUAUGCAUCUUGUGUCCUGCCAAUCAUUUCAAUGGAACUCGCCAUGUAAAAUCAACAACUAAUUCCGAAGGACUCUAACGUCUUCAAAUCACAACACUUAGCUUGCUUGGUCUGGGAAGGAGGCUGAUAUACAGUAACAGUCUAUAUCUAGGGUGGAGGAUGCUUUCAUUGCUUCACUCUCUACUCAAACCAUUAAAGCCUCUAAAAUGUUGAUGACAGUGGAAUUUUAAGAAAGGAAGGUUGCUUUUGUAUGGUUGGCUAUAAUGCCUUAUGUCUCCCCUUUCUAGUAGAAUUGCCUGUACAUCAUUUUCUGUCACAGGUCCAACUUUUAAAUCAAUAAAUACAUCUGUUAAUUUGCCAUUUCAUCAAGGAGCAUUGAAAUGAAAUAAACCAAAUUAAUGUCA